Molecule: messenger RNA, 498 nt
Organism: Acanthosepion pharaonis
Lineage: Eukaryota; Metazoa; Mollusca; Cephalopoda; Sepiida; Sepiidae
Source: the annotation of a GenBank genome assembly
AUGCUUGGACAAGACAAGAUGAGUUUUACUGUUUCAUUCUCUCUCUCUCUCUCUCUCUCUCUCUCUCUCUCUAUCUAUUUCUGUUUCUUUCUACUUCGCUUUUCCCUUAUGUUCGUAUCUAUCUAUCUAUCUAUCUAUCUAUCUAUCUCAUCUAUCUAUCUUUCCUCGUUCUUUAUCUAUCUAUCUUAUCUAUCUAUCUAUCUAUCUAUCUAUCUAUCUAUCUUAGUCUGUCCAUAUCUAUCUAUCUAUCUAUCUAUCUAUCUAUCAUCAUUCAUGAUUCUUUCAUUUUCUUCAUUUCUUUUCAUUCUUUUCAUUCAUUCGUAUCUAUCUAUCUAUCUAUCUAUCUAUCUAUCUAUCUAUCUAUCUCAGUCUGUCCAUAUCUGUCUGUCUAUCAUUUAUAAUUCUUUCUUUCUUCAUUUCUUUUUUUCCAUUCUGUUCGUAUCUAUCUAUCUAUCUAUCUAUCUAUCUAUCUAUCUAUCUAUCUAUCUCAAUUCAUAA